Messenger RNA from Xenia sp. Carnegie-2017, 4331 nucleotides. RefSeq names its product adhesion G-protein coupled receptor D1-like. The transcript is spliced from 17 exons. Bases 2152 to 3819 code for a protein of 555 amino acids. The record is from RefSeq and is a predicted model, not a curated record. NCBI's taxonomy places the organism in Eukaryota, Metazoa, Cnidaria, Anthozoa, Malacalcyonacea, Xeniidae. Gene Ontology annotation, molecular function: G protein-coupled receptor activity. Gene Ontology annotation, cellular component: membrane. Gene Ontology annotation, biological process: cell surface receptor signaling pathway; adenylate cyclase-activating G protein-coupled receptor signaling pathway.
AUAAAAGAACCAUUACUAACAUCUUCAUCUACUAUCAUAAAAGAACCAUUACUAACAUCUUCAUCUACUAUCAUAAAAGAACCAUUACUAACAUCUUCAUCUACUAUCAUAAAAGAACCAUUACUAACAUCUUCAUCUACUAUCAUAAAAGAACCAUUACUAACAUCUUCAUCUACUGUCAUAAAAGAACCAUUACUAACAUCUUCAUCUACUAUCAUAAAAGAACCAUCACUAACAUCUUCAACUAGUGUCAUAAAAGAACCAUUACUAACAUCUUUAUCUACUGUCAUAAAAGAACCAUUACUAACAUCUUCAUCUACUAUCAUAAAAGAACCAUUACUAACAUCUUCAUCUACUAUCAUAAAAGAACCAUUACUAACAUCUUCAUCUACUAUCAUAAAAGAACCAUCACUAACGUCUUCAUCUACUGUCAUAAAAGAACCAUUACUAACAUCUUCAUUUACUAUCAUAAAAGAACCAUUACUAACAUCUUCAUCUACUGUCAUAAAAGAACCAUUACUAACAUCUUCAUCUACUAUCAUAAAAGAACCAUUACUAGCAUCUCCAUCUACUAUCAUAAAAGAACCAUUACUAACAUCUUCAUUUACUAUCAUAAAAGAACCAUUACUAACAUCUUCAUCUACUAUCAUAAAAGAACCAUUACUAACAUCUUCAUCUACUGUCAUAAAAGAACCAUUACUAACAUCUUCAUCUACUAUCAUAAAAGAACCAUCACUAACAUCUUCAACUAUUGUCAUAAAAGAACCAUUACCAACAUCUUCAUCUACUGUCAUAAAAGAACCAUUACUAACAUCAUCAUCUACUGUCAUAAAAGAACCAUUACUAACAUCUUCAUCUACUAUCAUAAAAGAACCAUCACUAACAUCUUCAACUAUUAUCAUAAAAGAACCAUUACUAGCAUCUCCAUCUACUAUCAUAAAAGAACCAUUACUAACAUCUUCAUUUACUAUCAUAAAAGAACCAUUACUAGCAUCUCCAUCUACUAUCAUAAAAGAACCAUUACUAACAUCUUCAUCUACUAUCAUAAAUGAACCGUUACUAACAUCUUCAUCUACUAUCAUAAAAGAACCAUUACUAACAUCUUCAUCUACUAUCAUAAAAGAACCAUUACUAACAUCUUCAUCUACUAUCAUAAAAGAACCAUCACUAACAUCUUCAACUAGUGUCAUAAAAGAACCAUUACUAACAUCUUCAUCUACUUUCAUAAAAGAACCAUUACUAACAUCUUCAUCUACUAUCAUAAAAGAACCAUUACUAACAUCUUCAUCUACUGUCAUAAAAGAACCAUUACUAACAUCUUCAUCUACUAUCAUAAAAGAACCAUUACUAACAUCUUCAUCUACUAUCAUAAAAGAACCAUUACUAACAUCUUCAUCUACUAUCAUAAAAGAACCAUUACUAACAUCUUCAUCUACUAUCAUAAAAGAACCAUUACUAGCAUCUCCAUCUACUAUCAUAAAAGAACCAUUACUAACAUCUUCAUUUACUAUCAUAAAAGAACCAUUACUAGCAUCUCCAUCUACUAUCAUAAAAGAACCAUUACUAACAUCUUCAUCUACUAUCAUAAAUGAACCGUUACUAACAUCUUCAUCUACUAUCAUAAAAGAACCAUUACUAACAUCUUCAUCUACUAUCAUAAAAGAACCAUUACUAACAUCUUCAUCUACUAUCAUAAAAGAACCAUUACUAACAUCUUCAUCUACUAUCAUAAAAGAACCAUUACUAACAUCUUCAUCUACUAUCAUAAAAGAACCAUUACUAGCAUCUCCAUCUACUAUCAUAAAAGAACCAUUACUAACAUCUUCAUCUACUAUCAUAAAAGAACCAUUACUAACAUCUUCAUCUACUAUCAUAAAAGAACCAUUACUAACAUCUUCAUCUACUAUCAUAAAAGAACCAUUACUAACAUCUUCAUCUACUAUCAUAAAAGAACCAUUACUAACAUCUUCAUCUACUGUCAUAAAAGAACCAUUACUAACAUCUUCAUCCACUAUCAUAGAAGAACCAUAUCACACAUCUUCAUUCUUUAAAUCAACAAACCUUGCCUCUUCAUUCAUUUCUACGGCUGUGAAACCUACACCAACUUUGUCAUCUUUGUCAUCUUUGAGCUCCGUCGUACUAGUGAAUGACAUGAAAAAAUUGCAAGAAGAUUACAAUUUUCUUGAAAAUCUCAACACGUCUGAAGUUAACAUAAAUGACGAUAAAACAAUCACAUCUAUUUUGGAUGCAGCUGCGAAUUUGAUUGCUACAAAUUCUACGUUUCAAGAGGAUGCAGGAGGAAAAGCAGUGCAAACAUUAGAAAUACUUGGGGAUUUUUUGGCACUGCAACUUGUUCUUGGAAACGAAAGCUCUGUUAUUUAUGAGAAAGUCACGAAAGAUUUGGUAUUCGGUGUUGCAGUUAUCAAUACAUCUUUUGAGAUAAAUUUUAAGUUUCCCAUCACUGAAAUGAAAGAACUUGGUGAUGAUAACAUAAAUAUUCCAAACUCUGUGUUUGGAUCUGAGUCAGAUCAGUCCUACUUUGUUGGAAUCAUUUUCAAAGCUUAUCGUGAAAUGCGUGAAAAUACAACAGGUUCAACUGUAGGAACGAAAGUUAUAAAUGCCAGAGUGUCGCCAUCACCGAGUGCUAAUCUUGUUGAACCUGUUGAAAUGUUGUUUGAAAAAAUUAAUAUGAACUAUGGUACGAUUUGUUCACUUUGGAUUGAAAAUGAAAACUUGAUUGGUGAUUAUGGCAGAUGGUCUAGUCGAAAUUGCUCAAGAAAAUAUGAAAACGAUACACAUAUUCUUUGUCAAUGUAAUCAUUUUACAAAUUUUGCUGUACUUUUCAGAGUCAGUGAUGACCAGGAUUCAUUUACUUUGUCUAUUAUAACUUACGUUGGUCUUGGUUUUUCGAUUGUCGGAUGUUUUUUAACUUUUCUUGUUUAUACGAACUUGAAGAGCGUAAAAACAGAGAGAGUGACAGUUCAUAUAAAUCUUGUUUUCGCACUUGGUCUUGCUGAUGUCAUUUUUCUAGUGACUAUUGCUUUAGAACCAGACGGGAACUAUUGUCUAGCAGCAUCCAUGUUGGCAUUUUAUUUCUACCUUGCCGUAUUUUUUUGGAUGUUGGUCGAAGGUGUUUAUAUAUAUUUGAUGGUCGUUGAAGUCUUUCGUGGUAACGUCACCAGAAAAAGGAAAAUUGCUUACCUAGUAGGGUGGGUAUUACCGCUGUGCAUAUCACUUGCAACCUGGGCUAUAAUGAGAGACGAUAUUCUUUCAAAAUAUCAUUGUUGGCUGUCUGUGGAAACUGGAGCGAUUUGGUCUUUUGUUGCUCCGGGUUUAACGGUUAUAUUUAUCAACUUUAUCAUUCUUUUAAUUGUAAUAAAGAAAUCUUGGAAGAAAUUUGUAAAUGAUAAAGAAUACAAUGGAUUGAAGUCAGCAAUGAAAACAUUUGCUGCAAUCAUUCCACUGUUAGGGAUAACUUGGAUAUUUGGUGUUAUGACGUUCAACGAAUCAUCUCUGGUUUUUCAAUAUAUUUUUGCUGCUACAAAUUCCGUUCAGGGAGCUUUGAUAUUUUUCCUCUAUUGCAUUAUUAAUAAUGAGGUUCGAAAUGAAUUGAAGCGAAAGUUUGCAAACUGGCAAACACGUCGUGAUGUGUCGUCUUCAGCCGGUGGUGGUCGUAUGUACAACGUGCGACGUCACAAUGACGCAAUAUCGUCAGAGAAUUACACUACAUUUAAUCGGACAACUUCAUUGGAGCAUACUCCCGUUGUUGUUCCUGUUUAUCCAUUAGCUGAAGUGAAUAAAGUGUAUGUGGACGAAUAAGGACUACAAAAAGUCAGAAUGGUGAUGUUUUGUGCAUUAUGUCUUGGGAAGCAAAAUGGUGAAAAAAAGUUUUCAUCUCAAAGACUGAGAAAGAAUUAGUUAUGAACGUCGAAACGUUCUUAUAGGUGAGCUGGAAAGACUUGAGACGAAUGUGUACGGUACUUGGUAGAUCAUCGCAAUUAUUCUUUGCAAUAUCCACUUGUUUUCUAGGUUUGAUUUUGUUCUCAUGAUUGAGACUUAUUUUGAACUUAUGAUACAUUGUAAAGUGUAUAGUUAUUUGUACAUAAGAUAUUUAUUGAAGACUAACACCAAUGACAUUUUCAUCGUUCUCACUUCAACUUAACCUGUUUGUUCCUGCUCAUAGUAGCAGCAAUUUGCUAAGCACAUAAAGAAAACUGAAAACAUUUUAAUCAAUAAUUUAAUAUUUAAUAACUAAUGCAUAAUAUUUAAUGAAUAACUGACCAAUAAAUGUGCAUUUUGUCAAAAUAAAUUUCAAGUUGUUGACGAGUGGA